Metarhizium robertsii ARSEF 23 is the source of this 828-nucleotide messenger RNA. Its product is annotated as short-chain dehydrogenase. The coding region runs from base 1 to 828 and encodes 275 amino acids. The record is from RefSeq and is a predicted model, not a curated record. NCBI's taxonomy places the organism in Eukaryota, Fungi, Ascomycota, Sordariomycetes, Hypocreales, Clavicipitaceae. Gene Ontology annotation, molecular function: oxidoreductase activity, acting on the CH-OH group of donors, NAD or NADP as acceptor. The transcript has a single exon.
AUGCCGCUGACGGGGCUGCUGGCCGGCAAGACGGCCAUCAUCACCGGCGGGACGACGGGCAUCGGCCGCGCCAUCUGCCUCGAGUUCCUACGCCAGGGCGCCAACGUGGUAGUCAACCACCUCGGCCUAGACCAGGACAAGCAGCACCUCGACUCGCUGGUCGCCGAGGCCGCCGCGCUCUCCGCGCAGUCGUCGCCGUCCGAUGCGGUCGGCAGGCUGGCCCACGAGGCCGGCGACGUCAGGGACCCCGAGACGGCGGCCGGGCUCGUGGCCGCGGCGGUCGCGCACUCGGGCGCCGCGCGCCGCCUCGACAUUUGCGUCUCCAACGCGGGCGUGUGCACGUUUGCCGACUUCCUCACGCUGGCGCCGGACCUGCUGGAGACGACGGUGCGCACCAACCUCGACGGCGCCUUCUACGUGACGCAGGCGGCGGCGCGGCAGAUGGCCCUGCGCCAGGAGCCCCCGGGGGGCAGCAUCAUCGGCGUGUCGUCGGUGUCGGCGCUCGUCGGCGGCGGGCGGCAGGCGCACUACACGCCGACAAAGGCCGGCGUGCUCAGCUUGAUGCAGAGCGCGGCCGUGGCCCUGGGCCGCCACGGCAUCCGGUGCAACGCCCUGCUGCCGGGGACGAUCCGCACGCGGCUCAACGAGCAGGACCUGGCCGACGACGCCAAGAGGGCCUACAUGGAGGGCAGGAUUCCCCUGGGCCGCACUGGCGUGCCGGCUGACAUGGCUGGCCCGGCCGUGUUUCUGGCGUGCGACGAGCUGAGCGGCUAUGUGAGCGGUGCGCAGCUGCUGGUGGAUGGCGGCCUGUUUGUCAAUCUGCAGUAG